CGACAGCGUCCUGAGCCUCUCGGAGUCGCAAAGCACCGGGAGCGUGAACUCUCGCGAGAACGGGCACAACACUGCCGAGGUGCUUUGCGGUGGGGAUUCCGGCAAUAUGUCUCGGCCGACACUUCCUUGGGGCCAACUGGACCCGCAGCAGGAGCGCGACGUUCGCGAGCUCGUUCGCCAUGUGGCGGGCCUUCAGGAUGAGGCGGACCCUAACUUCCAGCUCGCCCUGCACUUUGCUUGGUCCAACUUCAGAUUUCAUCGUUUCUUGGAUGUUAACAGCCACAAAGUGGAAAAGACAAUAGAAGGAAUUUAUGAAAAAUUCAUCAUUCAUUCUGAUCUCAGCAAAGCUGCUAGUUGGAAGAGAUUAACUGAAGAAUUUCUAAAUGCAUCACUUCUGAGCAUAAAGGAAACAAAGACAGAUGCACAUUAUUCCAUACUGUCACUUCUUCUGUGUCUAUCUGAUUCUCCUUCAAACAGCAAUUAUGUGGAAACACCAAGAGAUAAAGAAGUGGAAAAGAAAGAUGAUUUUGACUGGGGAAAAUACUUGAUGGAAGGUGAAGAAAUUGAUCUUGGUCCAAAUGUAGACACACCAAAUUGGUCUGAAGACAGUGAAGAUGAAGAUGGUCAACAUCCCUUAAGUAGAGAAGACUCUGGGAUUCAGGUGGACAGGACACCGUUAGAAGAACAAGAUCAAAACAGAAAACUGGGGCCUUGUGUCAGCUGGAAAGUAGAUGAGACAGAUGGCCGAAGCUGGCUGGAACAGCAUGUGGUUCAUCAGUACUGGACAGCCAGAUCCUCAAGGUUUCCUCAUAGUUUACAUUUGCACUCCAAUUUAGCUGCUGUCUGGGACCAACACUUGUAUAGCAGUGACCUGUUAUAUGUUCCAGAUGACAGAGUUUUUGUUACUGAGACACAGAUUAUUCGAGAAACCUUAUGGUUACUUUCGGGGGUAAAAAAGCUCUUUAUAUUUCAGUUGACAGAUGGGAAGGUAACUGUGAGAAACAGUAUUGUAGUAACUCAUUUGACACAUAGCUGUUUACGAUCAGUGCUAGAACAAAUGGCAGCAUAUGGCCAGGUUGUGUUUCGACUCCAGGAGUUCAUAGAUGAAGUUAUGGGGCACAGCUCUGAAGGCAUGUUACCUGGAAAUGGUUCUCUUCCUAAGAAGUUGGCUGAAGCUCCCUUUAGGACAUACCAGGCUUUCAUGUGGGCCCUAUACAAAUACUUCAUUAGUUUCAAAAAGGAACUUACGGACAUUGAGAAAUACAUCAUUAAUAAUGACACUACAAUAACUCUUGCAAUAGUGGUGGACAAGUUGUCACCUCGACUGGCUCAGCUUAAGGUUCUGCAUAAAGUAUUUAGUACUGGAGUAGCAGAAGUUCCACCUGACACUCGAAAUGUUGUUCGGGCAUCUCACCUACUCAACACACUGUACAAGGCCAUUCUCGAAUAUGACAAUGUUGGAGAAGCCUCUGAGCAAACAGUUUCACUGCUGUUCUCUCUCUGGGUGGAAACGGUGCGACCCUACCUGCAGAUUGUGGAUGAGUGGAUCGUGCAUGGGCACCUAUGUGACUGCGCAAGGGAAUUCAUCAUCCAGAGAAACAAAAAUGUUCCAGUAAAUCACAGAGACUUUUGGUAUGCAACUUAUACACUAUACAGCGUAUCGGAAAAGACAGAAAAUGAAGAAAAAAUGAGUGAUAAUGCUAGUGCAAGUUCUGGCAGUGACCAGGGGCCCUCCAGCAGGCAGCAUACCAUGGUGUCCUUCCUCAAACCUGUCCUUAAGCAGAUAAUUAUGGCUGGCAAGUCAAUGCAGCUGCUGAAGAAUCUGCAGUGUGUGGAGAGCACCACAUCCCAGGACACAGCCAGAGAUGCAGAAAGAAAAAGCUUAUAUACCCUGUUUCUGGAAUCUGUACAGUCACGUCUUCGACAUGGAGAAGAUUCUACUGCACAGGUCCUCACUGAGCAGCAGGCAACCAAAGAGAACCUAAUUAAGAUGCAGUCCAUUGCUGAAAGACAUCUUGAACUGGAUGAUGUUCACGAUCCACUCCUGGCAAUUAACUUUGCAAGGUUGUAUUUGAAACAGAGUGACUUUCAUGAGAAGUUUGCUGGUGGAGAUAUAUGUGUGGAUAGAUCAUCAGAAUCUGUGACGUGCCAGACUUUUGAGUUAACACUGAGAUCUUGCCUCUAUCCUCAUAUUGAUAAGCAAUACCUAGAGUGCUGUGGAAACCUCAUGCGAACUCUAAAAAAAGAUUACAGGUUGGUUGAGUACUUGCAGGCCAUGAGGAAUUUUUUCUUAAUGGAAGGUGGAGAUACCAUGUAUGACUUCUAUACAUCAAUUUUUGAUAAAAUAAGAGAAAAGGAAACCUGGCAGAAUGUGUCUUUUCUUAAUGUCCAGCUUCAAGAAGCAGUAGGACAACGGUAUCCUGAAGAUAGUACACGUCUGUCUAUAUCUUAUGAAAAUGUUGACACAACCAAGAAGAAACUCCCUGUUCAUAUCUUAGAUGGUCUGACCCUGAGCUAUAAGAUCCCAUGGCCUGUGGAUAUUGUUAUAAGUUUGGAAUGUCAAAAAAUUUAUAAUCAGGUGUUCCUUCUCUUAUUGCAAAUAAAAUGGGCAAAAUAUAGUCUGGAUGUUUUACUAUUUGGUGAACUAGCUAGUACUGCUGGAAAACCACAACUCAGAGAAGGAUUUUUAUGUGAACAAGGCACAACUGCUCAGUUUGGAUCACAAAAGGAACCAAUAAGACAGCAGAUUCAUCGUAUGUUCCUCUUAAGAGUAAAGCUCAUGCACUUUGUGAACAGCUUACACAACUACAUCAUGACCAGGAUUCUUCACAGUACAGGGCUGGAGUUUCAACAUCAAGUCGAGGAAGCCAAGGAUUUAGAUCAGUUGAUUAAGAUUCACUAUAGAUACUUAUCAACCAUCCAUGAUCGUUGUUUGCUGAGAGAAAAGGUCAGUUUUGUGAAAGAAGCCAUCAUGAAGGUAUUGAAUUUGGCUCUCAUGUUUGCAGAUGGUUGGCAAGCAGGUCUGGGGGCAUGGCAAAUGGAAUCUAUAGAGAAAAUGGAGUCCGAUUUUAAAAACUGCCAUAUGUUUCUUGUAACCAUUUUAAACAAAGCUGUCUGUAGAGGAUCCUUUCCCCAUCUGGAGUCUCUCGCACUGUCACUCAUGGCUGGCAUGGAACAAAGUUAAAUCUCUUUAAUGUAGUAAAUACCUAAGAUUUGAUCUUUAUACAUAAAUAAUUCCACCACAUGCAGUUGAGAAAUCAGAAUCUCUAUUUUGGUUCAUUUUUAAAAAGUUGUCUAUACUGUCUAGACAAGUACAUUUAUAGGUGUUUUCUUUGGAGAUUAUCGGAUAGUAUAUAUGCUUAUGUGUAUAAAAUUACAUCAAUAAAGGAAAAUGUAUAUAAGCUGUUUAUACUUAUAUGUCCUACUGUAAAAUACAUUUAUGUGUAUUUAAGUGUGAAUUUUGUCAUAUUUGGAAAUGCAGUCUAAAAAGAAAGCAUUUUAGAUUCUAUUCUCCUUUUGCUUGGCCACAGAAACUUUUGUAUAGUUUUUCUUUGUUUCUGUUUUUACUUUUUUUUUAGGUCUUAUUUAAAUUCAAGUAGGUUAACAUGUACUCUAUUAUUAAUUUCAGGGGUAGAAUUUAGUGAUUCAUCACCCGCAGCUCUACUUCAGGCGCUUUCCUUAAUUCCCAUCACCCAAUUACCCAUCCCUAAAACCCACCUCCUUUCCAGCAACCCUCAAUUUGUUCCCUAUAGUUAAGAGUCUCUUAUGGUCCCUCACUGAUUUUGUUUUAUUUUAUUUUUCCUUCCCUUCUCCUAUGUUCAUCUGUUUUGUUUCUUAAAUUCCACAUAGG
This is a messenger RNA of Lutra lutra (Eurasian river otter), 3850 nucleotides long. It is a transcript of the gene TUBGCP5, whose product is annotated as tubulin gamma complex associated protein 5. Gene Ontology annotation, biological process: spindle assembly; meiotic cell cycle; microtubule nucleation. The transcript is spliced from 23 exons. Gene Ontology annotation, molecular function: microtubule minus-end binding; gamma-tubulin binding. Gene Ontology annotation, cellular component: gamma-tubulin complex; spindle pole; equatorial microtubule organizing center. NCBI's taxonomy places the organism in Eukaryota, Metazoa, Chordata, Mammalia, Carnivora, Mustelidae. The record is from RefSeq and is a predicted model, not a curated record. Bases 107 to 3184 code for a protein of 1025 amino acids.